Zea mays is the source of this 1223-nucleotide messenger RNA. RefSeq lists its product as uncharacterized. NCBI's taxonomy places the organism in Eukaryota, Viridiplantae, Streptophyta, Magnoliopsida, Poales, Poaceae. The record is from RefSeq and is marked validated. Bases 71 to 1141 code for a protein of 356 amino acids. The transcript has 2 exons.
CAUAAAGAUCACCACCUCCAUUCUCACGCACAAGGCCUCUCUCUCGCAGAUUAAGCCAGAGCGAGAGAGGAUGGACGACUCGUGGAGGUGCACGAUGGGCUCGGUGCUGCCGCGGCAGCGGUCGUCGUCGGACCAACACGCCGGCGGCGGCCACCACCAGAGCUUGGCGCCCGACGACUUCCGGGACGUGUACGGUGGGCCACCGCGCACCGUGCUCCUCCGCAGCUUCGCCGGCGAGGCGGCCGACUACCACUCCCCGACGGGACACCGGCACACGGGCUACGGCGGCGCCGAGGCCUUCUGUCGCCGCCCGCACGCCGACGGGCGCGCGGCGGCGGCGGCGGCGGCGGCCGUGCCCACGGAGCAGGGCUUCUUUGACGACAUCUUCGGCGCCCGUCGUCACAUGAGGUCCAGGUCCAGGUCCAAGUCCAAGUCAUCGUCGGCGGUCAGCUCCGACGAGUUCCCCUCCGCCGCCGGCUUCUGCCGGCCGGUGGCCACCGGCGGCAGCCGCGCUGACGCCACGCUCUCCUCGUUCACGUCUAGGCUCAGGCCGGUCACGAUCCCUUCGCGGCGGUACGACUCGUCGCCGCAGUCAUCGACGUCGACGAGAGGGACGGAGUACCAGAGCAGCUUCACGUGCUCGACGGCCGCGUACCCGGCGGCAGCUCGCUACUACUACGGCGGCGUCGCCAAGAACGCCGGCAGCAGGUCGACGUCGAACCACAGCAGAGCCGUCGGCGGUGGGUCGCCGUCGCCGGCGGCAACGCGCAACCACCGCGGGGGCAGCAGCUUCUGUUGCUUCAAGUCGAACCCGGAGACCAGCAGCGACGCGCCGAGCUUCCGGCAGGCGGCCGCACGCGGGGCGGCGUGGUCACCGGCCGCCGAGACCACCGUCACCGACGGCGAUUACGGUUACGGGUACUACCACUCGCCGCCAUCAGCCACGUCGUCGUCGUCGCUCUUCACCAACCCGCUGGCCAGGACGCCGCGGCGCCUGGAGGAUGUGGUGAGGGAGGUGCGGGAGCGGGCGCCGCUGCUGCUGAUGGACGACGACGACGGCGACAUCGACAGCGUCGGCGCCGCCGCGGUGGACGAGGCGAUUGCUUGGGCCAAAGAGAGAUUCUGGAGCGAGGCCCGUUAAACCGGACGAUCAGGAUAAACGUCAGCAGCGUUUAGAUCAUGAUGAUCGAUCCGUCAAUUCAUGGCGUGCGGCGUGCCUAUAU